UCCUUUUCCUUUUUUCAGUCCGUGUAUUACUACAAGAUAUUUUCAAAGUAUGAUAUUUUAAACGAACGAUUUAAACUCCUGAUGCUUACUUUUGAUGAGAAGGAAAUGAAAUACAUCACUCAUAUCGCUGCGAAAAGGGCAUUACACUGUGGAGGCUUAUGGUUGCAAGUAUUGUCCCUCUUGCACACACGAGUGCUGAAACAAAUAGAUCUGCAUGACCUGUAUUUAGAUGUUUCAUCAAAUGAUGGAUCUGACAGCACUGGAACUAUUCACAUAUCAGAGAUAUUUCAGUCCUCUCUAAAGUCAGAAGAUAUGAGGCCAGAUAUGGUAACAAUGGAUAGGGAGAAACUGGUAAUGGUGACAUUCUGGCUGAAUCAGUUAGAGGGAACUGUUCCAUCAGAUUAUGUUGACUGCAUUCUCAGUUUCCUCAAUUCUGUCCUCAUUUGGUAUGAGCGGGAGGACAAAACUGACUUAUUAUUUGACUGGUAAGUGACAUGCAGUUGA
Molecule: messenger RNA, 504 nt
Organism: Cryptotermes secundus
Lineage: Eukaryota; Metazoa; Arthropoda; Insecta; Blattodea; Kalotermitidae
Exons: 3
Coding region: 82-489 (135 amino acids)
Source: RefSeq, a predicted model, not a curated record